UCCCCCUGGACUUUGAAAUGCUUUACCUGAUCGGCUUGGGCCUGGGCGAUGCCAAGGACAUCACAGUCAAGGGCCUGGAAGUUGUAAGACGCUGCAGUCGAGUGUAUCUAGAAGCCUAUACCUCAAUCCUGACUGUAGGGAAGGAAGUCCUGGAAGAGUUUUAUGGAAGAAAAUUGAUUCUUGCUGAUAGAGAAGAAGUGGAACAAGAAGCUGAUAAUAUUUUAAAGGAUGCUGAUAUCAGUGAUGUUGCAUUCCUUGUGGUUGGUGAUCCAUUUGGGGCUACCACACACAGCGAUCUUAUUCUGAGAGCAACAAAACUGGGAAUCUCUUACCGAGUUAUUCACAAUGCUUCCAUAAUGAAUGCUGUAGGCUGCUGUGGUUUACAGUUGUAUAAAUUUGGAGAGACGGUUUCUAUUGUGUUUUGGACAGACACUUGGAGACCAGAAAGCUUCUUUGACAAAGUGAAGAAGAACAGACAAAAUGGCAUGCACACAUUAUGCUUACUAGACAUCAAAGUAAAGGAGCAAUCUUUGGAAAAUCUAAUCAAAGGAAGGAAGAUCUAUGAACCUCCUCGGUAUAUGAGCGUAAACCAAGCAGCCCAGCAACUUCUGGAGAUUGUUCAGAAUCAACGAAUACGAGGAGAAGAACCAGCAGUCACUGAGAAGACACUCUGUGUUGGCUUAGCCAGGGUUGGAGCCGAAGACCAGAAAGUUGCAGCAGGCACUUUGCAGCAGAUGUGUGCUGUGGACUUGGGAGGACCAUUACACUCCUUAAUUAUCACAGGAGAUAGCAUGCAUCCACUGGAGAUGGAGAUGCUAAGUCUGUUUUCCAUACCAGAAAAUAGCUCAGAAUCCUGUUGAUGAACUUCAUGAACAUAGACAUUUUCUAUUGUUAGAUACUAAUUUCAGUCAUAUAUGCAU
This is a messenger RNA of Odobenus rosmarus divergens (Pacific walrus), 920 nucleotides long. It is a transcript of the gene DPH5, whose product is annotated as DPH5 homolog (S. cerevisiae). Gene Ontology annotation, molecular function: diphthine synthase activity. The transcript has 7 exons. NCBI's taxonomy places the organism in Eukaryota, Metazoa, Chordata, Mammalia, Carnivora, Odobenidae. The coding region runs from base 18 to 860 and encodes 280 amino acids. Gene Ontology annotation, biological process: protein histidyl modification to diphthamide. The record is from RefSeq and is a predicted model, not a curated record.